Messenger RNA from Hydractinia symbiolongicarpus, 986 nucleotides. RefSeq names its product putative gastrointestinal growth factor xP4. Bases 86 to 796 code for a protein of 236 amino acids. The transcript is spliced from 7 exons. The record is from RefSeq and is a predicted model, not a curated record. Lineage: Eukaryota; Metazoa; Cnidaria; Hydrozoa; Anthoathecata; Hydractiniidae.
UUAGAGAGAAAAGAGCGUAUAAAGAAGGCUUUGACAUGAAUUGGACUAAUACGAUUCGCGCACCGACGAAAUAAGAGCCGGAAUCAUGAGGAAAUAUCAGAUUUACGUGAUUUGUUUUGUUGUUUUGGCUUUUGCCGCUGCCACAGCUACAAGAGUUUGCAGCAACAGAAAUAUCUUGUGCUCUGUGGUUAGAUCAACUAGUUGUUCAAAGAAAAUCGUUUCCAGUCAUUGCCCAAGGCUUUGCAACACAUGUGGAGCAAAAUGUCGAAACAUAAAGGCGUCAAUGCGCGUUGAUUGUGGCUACCAUGGAAUUAGUCCGUUGGAUUGCUUGAGAAAGGGAUGUUGUUAUGGCGAAUUAAAGGUGGCUGGCCCGUGGUGUUAUCAUCGAAAAGCAAACUGUCCCAUGAUUGAAGCAAACAAACGUGAAGAUUGUGGUUACCCUGGGAUAAGCAAAUCAGAUUGCGUCAAAAAAGGAUGCUGUUACAACGCGAUCAAGGAAAAGGGACCGUGGUGUUAUUACAGGCAAGAAAAAUGCCGGAAAAUAGCAGCAACAAGACGUCAUGAUUGUGGUUAUCCAGGCAUAACGAAGCGGGCAUGCGAGAAGAAAGGCUGUUGUUAUAGUGAAUUGCUAAACCAAAGUGGACCGUGGUGCUACCACCGCCUAGAAAAAUGUCUGCGCAAAGCAACAGAACGUGACGACUGCGGCUAUCCUGGUAUAACAGAAUUCGAAUGCAUGAAAAGAGGUUGCUGCUAUAAUUCAUUGCCCGGUCGUGGGCCAUGGUGUUAUUACCGAUGAGAUACGAGGACCUUCGGAAGAUUAUAUGCGAACUUUAGUGUACUCAUUGUUGUAAAAAUAUGUUGUCAAAUAAAUACCUCUAAUAUAUGAACUUUUCCUUCCCAAUAAGAUCCAGUAGGAGAUGAAUGAUUUGACUGCCAAUUUUCUUUUUGUCAUGUCGCUGCAGCCAAACACAUUUGAAUUAUUGCAU